AUGGAUCAAAACAAAGAAAGCCAUUAUAUCAAAUUUGCUGGUGCUAAUGGACUAUAUUACAUACCAGGGAGUACCUGCGAUUUUGAUUUACUUGGUUUUAUUCCUUCAGAUAAAUCACUUCAACUCGUCAGCAUAACACCAAUAAAACACUUAUCUGGUAGUAAAGCUUUGCUUCAAAUGGCUCCAUCUAUGCUUGAAAAAGAUAUGGAUGGCCUCGUUCUUGGUGAUGGACAAUAUGUACUUCGAGCUUUCAAGCAAAAUGAAUUAUAUUUACUAUGCCUUUGCAAACCAACAUUACCACUAUUCCCUGGAGCGUUAUUUGAUGGCCAAUACUUUAUAAAACCUUUUAACAUUUUCAAUGGUUCAUCAAACCAGUAA
This is a messenger RNA of Trichomonas vaginalis G3, 378 nucleotides long. RefSeq lists its product as uncharacterized. The record is from RefSeq and is a predicted model, not a curated record. Bases 1 to 378 code for a protein of 125 amino acids. NCBI's taxonomy places the organism in Eukaryota, Parabasalia, Trichomonadida, Trichomonadidae. The transcript has a single exon.